This is a messenger RNA of Schizosaccharomyces osmophilus, 1554 nucleotides long. Its product is annotated as catalase. Gene Ontology annotation, molecular function: catalase activity; heme binding. The record is from RefSeq and is a predicted model, not a curated record. Gene Ontology annotation, cellular component: peroxisome; mitochondrion; cytoplasm. The transcript has a single exon. Lineage: Eukaryota; Fungi; Ascomycota; Schizosaccharomycetes; Schizosaccharomycetales; Schizosaccharomycetaceae. Gene Ontology annotation, biological process: hydrogen peroxide catabolic process; response to hydrogen peroxide. The coding region runs from base 1 to 1554 and encodes 517 amino acids.
AUGCUAGAGGAAGCUAAGAAGUUAGUACAAGGCGAAAGUGCCCCAGUGUACACCACUAGUACGGGAUGUCCUAUUUACAAUUCACUUGCUAGUGCUCGUAUCGGUAAAGGAGGUCCUAUUCUAUUGCAGGAUUUCCAUUUGAUUGAUCUGUACCAAAAGUUUGACCGUGAAAGGAUUCCCGAACGUGUCGUGCAUGCCAAAGGUUCCGGUGCAUUUGGCACCUUUGAGGUAACAAAGGAUAUUACGAAAUUCACAAAAUUGAAAAUGUUCAAUAAAGUUGGAAAGAAAACUCCCAUGUUAGCAAGAUUUUCCCAGGUCAGUGGUGAACAAGGUUCUCCGGACACCUUCCGUGACCCUCGAGGAUUUGCCCUUAAGUUUUAUGCUGAAGAUGGUAUUUUCGAUAUGGUUGGAAACAAUACUCCUAUUUUCUUCAUUCGUGACCCUGCUAAAUUCCCCGUGUUCAUCCAUUCUCAGAAAAGAGACCCCCAAAGUGCCCUACGGGACAAUACCGCUUAUUGGGAUUACUUAUCUCAAAAUCCAGAAUCCACUCAUCAGGUCAUGAUUCUUUUUUCUGACCUCGGAGGUACACCUUAUGGAUAUCGAUUUAUGAAUGGUUUUUCUAGUCACACGUACAAGUUUGUCAAUGAUAAGAACGAAUUUUAUUAUUGCAAAUGGCACUUCCUUAGCAACCAGGGAACCAAGAGUAUGACGAAUGAAGAGGCUGCUGAGAUGUUCGGAAUAAACCCAGAGUUUGGACGACAAGAUUUGUUUGAAGCAAUUGAUCGUGGUGAUUAUCCCAGCUGGACUCUUUAUGUACAGAUUAUGACACCUGAGGAUGCUGAAAAGUUUAAAUACAACCCCUUCGACCUUACCAAGGUAUGGCCUCACAAAGAUGUUCCCAUGCAUGAAGUCGGCCGUAUGACUUUGGACAAAAACCCUGAAAACUUCUUUACCGACAUUGAAGAAGCUGCUUUUUCUCCCUCUCAUAUGCUACCAGGUGUGGAUGUUUCUCCUGACCCAGUCUUGCAAGUUCGCACUUUCAGUUACCCUGAUACUCAUCGUCAUCGCUUGGGUGCUAACUUUGAGCAAAUUCCCGUGAACAAGCCUAGAUGCCCUGUCUUUAAUUAUUCUCGUGAUGGACCCAUGAAUGUUACUGAUAAUCAAGGUAGUAUGCCCAACUACCCUUCAUCAUUACAACCUUUGGCCAAGGAAUAUCAUGAGCCUAACGAGAAUCACGAAAAGUGGGUUGGUGAAGUUACUUAUCAUAUGGAUGAAAUUACCGAUGUUGACUUUGAGCAGCCUAGAGCUUUCUGGGAGAGGGUUUUAGGAAAACAACCUGGUCAACAAGACAACUUUGUCAAAAAUGUUGCAGGCCAUCUUUCCAAAGCAGUUCCCGUGGUACGACAAAGACAAUAUAAGGUAUUCGGUAGAGUCCAUCCCGAAUUGGGAGCUCGGAUUGAAAAGUCUACUGAGGAAGAGGCUCAAAAGGCUACUAAAACCGGAAACAAGGUUGUGAAUCAAGGCAACAAGCAUAUGUUUGAACCAGCUAAUUAA